GACAGGGGGGUCUGCGAGUGCCCCGAAGGUUUUGGGGGUCCCAACUGCUCCACCCCCAUUGGGCCGGGGUCCAUCGUGUGGGAGCCCCUGGUGGGAGACACCCCUGAGGAGGACUCCCCGAGCCGCUUCCUGCGCCGCCUGGGCCACAGCCUCGUGCCCGGCCCCAACGAGACCCUCUGGCUCUUCGGGGGGCUCAGCCUGGCCCACGGACCCCUGGCCUCCGUCUACAGGUUCUCUCUCGGCGAUCACCGCUGGACUCAGGUGUUGGCGGGGGAGGGGCAGGGCGGCCCCGGCCCCUCCCCCCGGUACCUGCACGCGGCCGCCGCCCUCCCGGGGGGAGGGGCCAUGCUGCUGGUGGGGGGGCUCACCUGGACAGGUGUGAGCCAGGACACCUGGCUGCUGAACCUCAGCUCCCUGCACUGGAGACGGAUACAGGCUCCGCAGGUUCCGGCCCUGGCCGGGCACUCGCUGACGGCCGGGGGGUCCCGGGGCGUUUUUUUGGUCGGGGGCUUCUCCCCCCAAAACGGCUUCAACACCGAGCUGCUCAUCUUCGACCCCCGCUCGGAAAAGUGGGGGGUGGGCGUGCAGGCCGGGACCCCCCCCACUG
Molecule: messenger RNA, 607 nt
Organism: Pseudopodoces humilis (Tibetan ground-tit)
Lineage: Eukaryota; Metazoa; Chordata; Aves; Passeriformes; Paridae
Source: RefSeq, a predicted model, not a curated record